GACUCGCUUGUGCCCGGCUGCGCCACCACCGCCCCCUGCCGGGCGUCCGUACUCGCAGGCAGUUCGCCCCGCAUUCCCGGCCGUGUCCCCGGCCCGUAGCCCAGUCUGGCUCAGGGCCUCCAAGGCUGGGGUGUAUUGGAGGAAUCUGAGCGGAACUCACUCUUCUCCUCUUCCCCAGGUGGCCCUGGACGCGCCAGGCUGGGGCCGCCUGUGAGCGCCCCGCGGGGGCCAUGGAUGUCGAGACAGCAGACGAGCAGGGGGGUCCCGCGCCACCGCCAGGUGCACCCUGCAGACUCGGCUCAGCCGGGGCUCCGGCCCUCGGGGGACGGCGGGAGCCCAAGAAGUACGCAGUGACCGAUGAUUACCAGUUGUCCAAGCAGGUGCUGGGCCUGGGCGUGAAUGGCAAGGUGCUUGAGUGCUUCCACCGGCGCACCCGGCAGAAGUGUGCUCUGAAGCUCCUGUAUGACAGCCCCAAGGCCCGGCAGGAGGUGGACCACCACUGGCAGGCCUCUGGUGGCCCCCACAUUGUGCGCAUCCUGGACGUGUAUGAGAACAUGCAUCACAGCAAGCGCUGUCUCCUCAUCGUCAUGGAAUGCAUGGAAGGAGGUGAGUUGUUCAGCAGGAUUCAGGAGCGUGGCGACCAGGCUUUCACUGAGAGAGAAGCUGCAGAGAUCAUGCGAGAUAUUGGCACCGCCAUCCAGUUCCUGCACAGCCAGAACAUCGCCCACAGAGACGUCAAACCUGAAAACCUGCUCUACACAUCCAAGGAGAAAGAUGCAAUACUCAAGCUCACUGACUUUGGCUUUGCCAAGGAGACCACCCAAAAUGCCCUGCAGACACCCUGCUACACUCCCUAUUAUGUGGCUCCUGAGGUCCUGGGCCCAGAGAAGUAUGACAAGUCAUGCGACAUGUGGUCCCUGGGCGUCAUCAUGUACAUCCUCCUAUGCGGCUUCCCACCCUUCUACUCCAACACGGGCCAGGCCAUCUCCCCAGGGAUGAAGAGGAGGAUCCGCCUGGGCCAGUAUGGCUUCCCGAAUCCUGAGUGGUCAGAGGUCUCUGAUGAUGCCAAGCAGCUGAUCCGCCUCCUGCUGAAGACGGACCCCACAGAGAGGCUGACCAUCACGCAGUUCAUGAACCAUCCCUGGAUCAAUGAGGAGAUGACCAGUGCUCUGGCAACCAUGCGAGUGGACUACGACCAGGUGAAGAUCAAGGACUUGAAGACCUCUAACAACCGGCUCCUCAACAAGCGGAGAAAGAAGCAGGGAGGCGGCUCCUCAGCCUCACAGGGCUGCAACAACCAGUAGCUCACGGGGCGUUGGAGGAGUCAGCCUCUCAGCCUGGGGGACAGACUGGAGUGUGCUGAGGCCCUGACCCACAGCACCCAGGGUCAUUUUUUUAACAAAAGGAUGAUUUUGUUGUCUUUUAAUGUAUCUCUUGGAACUUCAAGAUGGGAGACCAUGACCCCAAAUCUCCUCCAGAGACCCAGAGAAGGGCCAGAGCCUGGGGGCCAGGGAGCCACCUGCUGCAGUUACAGCCCCUUUGGCCAGAGUGGCCUGAGUGAGCCAGGGCUCAGUCCUACCCUGGGGCACAGCAUUAGACUUCUAGGCCACUAGGAGUUAUGGCUGGUCUUCCCUCCUUCCAUGGAGUGCACCCCCCCCAACACCCCCCCUCCACACCCUCGCCGUGGGCAAAUGGGCCUGGCCUUGGGAAAGGCAUCUGGCCAUUGGUUGCCAUGGUGACCAGGGACAGAGUUUCUGUCUGUGAAUGCUGAGUGAGUGAGCAAGGGAGGGAGAAGGGGCAAUUGAGGGUCCGCCUCUGCCUUCUCGGGGAGGAUGGUCUCCCUUACACUGCUUGCCCGUCUCAAACUCCCUGCUCUUUGGUCUCCUUGAGGCUGCAGGGUCAGUCUGCCUGCCUUCUGAGUGGUUCAGCCCUGUCUUGCUGCAACCCCAUCCCACAGGGCCCUUGGAGCUCUCCCUCCACGGAGUCCCUGGGCCCAGCCAUCCUGUUACUACCUAACCCCUACCCAAAGAGUGGCCUCUCAUCUCAACUGAGGGUGGGAGGAGUUUUUAACCCUUUUCUACUUUGGAAAAUGUCACUGUGACAAAAGCCAGUACAGUUCUCCUGUCCCCACCUGCUCACUGGAUCCCAAGCAGGACUCCAUAAUGGUUCAUCCUCCACCCUGUCCUGGUAGACGGCAGGGGCUGUCUCCUGGUGUAUUUUUGUGAGAGUGGAUGGCAAGGGGCAGGGCCAAGAGGCUCCCCAUUAAUCACGGGUCUCUUUCUAUAUUCUGGGUCAGACCUGAGGCUGCUGACUGAUGCUUAGGUCUGGUCUUGUCUUCAGCCUGAGUCAGAGUAGAGAGGGUCCCUUCCUUGCUGGUCCAGGCUUACCCAGCCCCCCCACUGCCCAGGGUAGCCUCUGGGUGCUGAGUGCCUGAUAUGGGCCUGACAAGUGCCUGACACCCAGCCAGGUUCCUGGUUCCUGACCCCUUUCUCACUGGCUGGGAAACCCCAGACUGUGUCAGAUAAGACAACACUGCUGAAUUUUACAUCCAGAUAUCAAUAAACACCAUUUUGGCAUUUUCCCCUGCCUCCUGGGUUUCUCUUUGUCUACAUGAGUGUACAAAAGUGGCCCAAGGGCAGCUGUUCACACCCACUAGUGAUUUAACCCCUCCUUGAGAGGGUGCCUCCGGCCUGGUAAACAUGCCAGGCUGAGUCCAGGGCCACUGUG
Messenger RNA from Diceros bicornis minor, 2727 nucleotides. RefSeq names its product MAPK activated protein kinase 3 (gene MAPKAPK3). Gene Ontology annotation, biological process: intracellular signal transduction; protein autophosphorylation; toll-like receptor signaling pathway. Bases 231 to 1304 code for a protein of 357 amino acids. The record is from RefSeq and is a predicted model, not a curated record. The transcript is spliced from 9 exons. Lineage: Eukaryota; Metazoa; Chordata; Mammalia; Perissodactyla; Rhinocerotidae. Gene Ontology annotation, cellular component: cytoplasm; nucleus. Gene Ontology annotation, molecular function: ATP binding; calcium/calmodulin-dependent protein kinase activity; mitogen-activated protein kinase binding.